GCAGUACAUCUGCUGUUCUUCAAACCAAUUCUUACUGUUCCUGAUCAGUUUUCAACCUACUUGGGCAUCAAUCUUUCGUUGCUCUUAGAAGCAUCUGGCUUUUCUGCUGCUAGCACUGAAUCCCUUCCCCAUAAUCAGCCUCCGCUGAUCCCGGUUGAUUUUAGACUCAAUGGAGCAGUGUUCGUGGGUUAUUUGAAACAGAUUUGAGGAAAAUCACCCUCAAAAUUCAUAUAGAGUUUUCAGUACUCUUUAGCCGUUGGAGGGGUUAACAACUUCCAAAGCCUGACUUUGUCACCGUGUAAUCUUGAUCCAUCUUCUUGCGAGUUUGCCAACGGAGUAAAGCUUUCUCUAUCUUGUCCUGUUUGGGAACAGACGAGUUUUUUGUGCGAUUCUCGACUCUUUUAAUUCCAGCUGAAGCUUAGCCUAUCUUAUAGUAAUUGGGCUCCUUGCCAAGAUGUGGAUAGUUGGCGUUUACAUUGCUAUUGCUGCAAUUGCAUUUGGGUUAAGUGUUGCUACUGCAGCAGCUUUCCUACUCUUUCAGUGGAAGAGGAGGAAGCAUGGCCAAUGUAAGAAUGCAGAUGUUGAGCUGCAACAGCUUAGUUUGAGCGUAAGAACUACCAGCGAGAAGAAAGUUUCAUUCGAGGGAUCCAAUGACGAUUCUCUUAACGGUCACACGAUCGACACCACCCCACAUAAAACAGUACUGGUUGAGACAUAUAGUACUGAAGAACUGAGAAAGGCGACAGAGGAUUUCAGUUCAGCUAAUCUCAUUGAGGAUUCUGUAUUCCAUGGUCGUCUAAAUGGAAAGAACUUGGCGAUAAAGCGUACGUCGAUGGAAACCAUCUCAAAGAUUGAGCUUGGGCUUUUUUAUGAUGCCAUUCACCAUCAUCCCAAUAUAAUCAGGCUUUUAGGGACCUCCUGCAGUAUGACAGAGGGCUCUGAGUCUGAUUCCUUCUUGGUUUUUGAAUAUGCAAGGAAUGGAUCAUUGAAGGACUGGCUUCACGGUGGAUUGGCCAUGAAGAGCCAAUUCAUUGAGUCCUGCUAUUGCUUCUUGACUUGGAAUCAAAGGCUGAAGAUCUGCCUAGAUGUAGCCAUAGCCAUACAGUUCAUGCACCACAUUAUGCAUCCUGCUUAUGUCCACAGAAACAUAAAGAGUCGAAACGUAUUCUUAGAUGAAGAUUUCAAUGCAAAAGUUGGAAAUUUUGCUAUGGCUAGAUGUGUUGAAGACAGGGUAGAAGACCAGCAAUCUAAUCCAAGCCCACCUGCCUCCUGGAGUACAGGCUAUUUGGCGCCUGAGUAUCUUCAACAGGGUGUAAUUGCCCCAAGCAUAGACAUUUUUGCUUUUGGCGUCAUUUUGCUUGAGAUUUUGUCAGGACAAACACCAAUGAUAAGGACUGACCUCAAAGGUGAUGAUUACAUUUGCUUGUCUCAGAAAAUCAAGUUCAUCUUGCAGUCCGAUAACGCCGAAGAACUGAGGGAGUGGAUAGACAAUGCACUGGGAGAGAAUUAUUCAUUUGAUGCAGCAGUAACUUUAGCCAACCUUGCAAGAGCCUGUGUCGAAGAUGAUGCAUCUUUAAGGCCGAAUGCAGGAGAAAUUGUUGAAAAGCUAUCAAGAUUAGUUGAAGAAUUGCCAGAAGGAGAUCAGUUUGCUACAUGUGAAAGCUCGUGCAAACCACUAGUGAAGGCAGCAGCAACUGCUAUGUAAACAAAGUAGGCAUCAGAUGUUGUAAUUUACAUUUGAUGUGAAUUUAAAUAUAG
Messenger RNA from Coffea arabica (coffee), 1758 nucleotides. The record is from RefSeq and is a predicted model, not a curated record. NCBI's taxonomy places the organism in Eukaryota, Viridiplantae, Streptophyta, Magnoliopsida, Gentianales, Rubiaceae.